This is a messenger RNA of Daphnia magna, 3772 nucleotides long. RefSeq names its product kinesin-like protein KIN-14E. Bases 580 to 3738 code for a protein of 1052 amino acids. The record is from RefSeq and is a predicted model, not a curated record. Gene Ontology annotation, molecular function: ATP binding; microtubule motor activity; microtubule binding. The transcript has 10 exons. NCBI's taxonomy places the organism in Eukaryota, Metazoa, Arthropoda, Branchiopoda, Diplostraca, Daphniidae. Gene Ontology annotation, biological process: microtubule-based movement.
GCAAUACACUUAGUAGUUUCGUAGAAAUCCCCGAGUCUUUGACAGUCUUUCUUGUAGAAUCUAUGCACCGACACCAACCGGAUAUACCAGUCUGCACGGUCUGAUCAACGUGGAUGGAUUGGCUUCUCUUCAGUUGCUUCAGUUUUUGUCUUUGUCCAUUCACUUGCCAACUUUGAAAGUAUCUGACACGGUUUAAGCUUGAUCGUCGAAGGCAUCGUAUUAGCGAAUGUCCUCUUAACAAUUUCAAGCACUUUCAACUUGGGUGAAAUAAAAACAAAAAAAAAGGACCAGGCCAGGUGGAUUAAAUAGCUGUGAAGCAGUUUUGUGGCCACAGUGUGACAUUCUUAAAAGAAGCAGCAGCUUCUGCGUAGUGUUCCGCAAGAGAGAGAAUGAAGACGGGUAACUGAAACUCCGAUCAUCUGUAAGCUUCGAUCAGGUGCGAUCUGUGACAGUCACCAACCAUCGAGGGUCGAGCCAACAUGCUGAUGCCUUGAUCUUAAUUCUACACUUUGCAAACACUUGCUGGUGAGGCAAAUCGCAGUUUCAGUCGUUUUUUUUCUUUCGUUACAACAGCUGAAAAUGUGGCGUGAAUUUCUGAUGAAAAUGCGCUCAAAGGACGCUUUAUCCGAGAACUUGUACAGUGACGACGACAGUGAAGAUACGUGUGAUAGUGAUUAUUCUGGUCUCAGCGGUCACUACAGUUUUCGCAAUCGCCAAGAUAACAGCGAGCCGUCAACGAUGUCUCAUUCCCGAUUUGCAAGAACGCGCAUCAACAGCAUUCGUUUUUCGCAAAGUCCGUGCAGCAGUGAAGCGACGAUGAGCGCUGCGACGGGAGCCCACGAAGAAGAAUCUUGCGUUACUUGGCGUGAAAAAUUUCAAUUCACCUUAUCGCUCAUCCGUGAACCGAGAUACCUGCUGGCGGAAACACUCGUAGCCGAACAACUCAAACUGACCCUAAAGCAACAAGCUUAUAGACUGGAACACAUUUUAAUACGCCAGACGAUUCAAGAGCAUCGACAGCAAUCCAUUACUGCAGUAUCAGAAGCUGCUUCAAAUUAUAAUCACAGUGGUAGGCGAGUGGACGGUGAUAAAGCUGGAGCGGAUAUCGAAUCAUUAAAAAAGCAAUUGCUCAUUGUCGAUCAGCGGCUGGCCACGUUGACUGGACGGUUGGAGGUGCUUAAAGCAGUUCAACAAGUCCUUCCUGCUGUUCCUUCUGGCACCGAAAUCAACUCCGAAACGGACGAACCGGAUUCCUUGGAACCGGUGCAAGAGGUUACGCCAUCGAUUCAGAAUGUCAGUGGAACAAUACGGCCAAAGAAAGUCGGUGAUAAAAAAACAAACACGGAAGCAUCAUCCAACGAAAGCGAUUUGCUGGCCUUAUUACAACUGGAACGACUAGCUCAACAAGCCAGUCGGCGUGAUUACGAACUAUUGCGGAAGCAAUACCAACGACUCAAAGAGGAACUAGAAUGGAGAGAUUCAGGUCACGGAGACGAUCUAGGCGACGCUGAAUUUUCUUCAGAGCUUAUCAGCGACCGUGACAGAGAUUCAGACAGCGUUCAAAUGAAACCUAGCGUCGCUCUCAAGAGUUGGACCUGGCGUAGCAGCAGUACACCCAGUCAAGAGUCAGCAGCUACCAUCCGGGAGAGUCAUCCAGGGGAUAACACCUCCACCUGCUCGUCGAUAGAGUCACCAUCAGUGGCCAACAGUGAAAACAAACAUUUGUGGAGCGAAGUGCAAUCAAGAGACAAAAUCAUCACACAGCUGCGGUCGACGAUCGCUGAAUUGGAACCCGCCGUUGACAAAGCGAGAGCCGAAGCCACACAACGCGACAUGAUCAACAAGGAGCUUGAUAGAAAAAACAAAGAAUUGCAAAUGGUCAUCGACAAUCUAACGGCCAACAUCGAGGUAUUAAGAGCGUACCAAUUAACAGAGCAGCACAUUCAUGAGAAGACGUUUGUAAGCAGCGACGAUAACAUCCAACGAAAGCGGACCUACAAAGUGACUGAAAACAAAGAAUUUGUACAAAUGCGCGGUCUGAUCACCGAAUUGCAGCAGAAAGAAAAUGAAUACAAAGUCAGAAUAGAGCAAUUGGAGAAGGUGUUACGCCAAUCCAAUUCCCUACCUGAAGUUCCCAACCUAGAAGAACUCGAACGACACGUCACUCACAUGGAACAAGAAUUGGAACAUAAGAAUGAAAGACUGGCGGCUUUCGAACAAUAUCUGGAAACGAAAGAAGAAGAAUUCUCCGUAAUGAAACGCGACCUAGAAAACCUACAAGAGGAGAACAUACGUCUCAAGUCCGAAGUAACUGAAGCCAUCUACCGGGAUAGAGAGAGUAACAUGGAGAAGUUAGAACAAGUAGGUCGGGAGCUUCAACAAGCUAUGGAGGCUAACAAGCUCUUAGUGGAAGACAUCAAUCGGGAAAGAGUCCUGCGCAAGAAGUAUUUCAAUACGAUCGAAGAUCUCAAAGGUAAAAUUAGAGUUUACUGCCGACUUAGACCGAUGACUCCUGCUGAGCAGAGAGUUCAGCACUCGGUUGCCGAUGUCGUUGAUCCCUACACGCUCGUCAUAAACACCCCAAAGGGACCCAAAGAGUUCCACUUCGAUCGCGUGUUUCUACCAGAAGACACGCAAGAAACCGUUUUUGAAGAUACGCAUGUAAAUAUUUAUCGAAACUUCACGCACUGCUCCUUGACUUACUCUUCUCGUGUUUUUCCAUCGCUUUGGGGAAUCCAGACACUUGUGCAGUCAGCUUUCGACGGUUACAAUGUUUGUAUAUGUGCUUACGGCCAGACCGGUAGUGGGAAAACGCACACGAUUAUCGGUGAUGAUAUUCAACCCGGUUUGGCAACUCGUACCUUUGAACGCAUCUUCCAGUUAACUGAAGACCAUCAAGCCCAAUUUGACGUCCAAGUUUCUUGCUCUAUGCUAGAACUUUACAACGACAAGCUCAUCGAUCUCUUGCGCUUGGCCGAUCAGACAGAGGUAAAGUUGGAAAUAAAAAAAGACAAGCGUGGAAUUGUUUGGGUACAGGGAUCCCGCAUUUCACCCGUUACCGACGCAAACCAGCUGUCAGAUCUGUUCUACCGUGGCCUCCACUCUAGACACACAGGCUCGACACGCAUGAACGAUCGUAGCAGCCGUUCCCAUCUGAUUGUUAGCAUCAACAUUGAAUGUACGAGCCGGUUGCAUGGUACUGUCAUACGGGGUAAGGUUAGCUUACUUGAUCUGGCUGGCAGCGAGCGUUUCGCCAAAUCGGGAUCAUCCGGGGACCAGCUGCGAGAAGCUUCCUCCAUCAACAAAUCGUUAUCAACUCUGGGUGAUGUGAUUUCAGCUUUGGCCAGUGAGCAACCGCAUACGCCUUACAGAAAUAGCAAGCUGACGAUGCUGAUGCAAGACUCGUUGGGCGGAAACGCCAAAACACUUCUCUUCGUCACCGCUUCCAUUGCGGCUUUCAACCUAGAUGAAACGUUAACAUCACUGACGUAUGCCUCUCGCGCCAAAGCCGUAACCAACGCAGCCCAGAGAAGUGCCGACUGCAGGGAGAUUGCUCGUCUCAAAGCGGUAUAUUGUUCACUAACAUUGGUAGAAGGUAUUAACAAAAUGACUGAGCGCGGUUUCAAUGUUAGAUCAUACAAAAACUCCGGAGAGGGGAAGAAGAUGUCGAAGAUACGAGUUGAAAAACAGCAUCCUGAAAGUCUUUUGGGAGAAUUUUUUGUUCUUUUUAUUUUGUAAAUUAUAGCAUGUUCAUACAAAUAUUUCCGGUGGA